AUGUGUUUGGGAAAAGCAGAAGCAGCUCGCAAGUGCACUAGACAGAUACGUCAGUUAGCAGACAAGAUCACUAACUAUGCACCAACCGAAGAAAUUCGUGCGUUGCUCAUCUGUGGAGCUCAGCCUGAUGGAGAAGUCACAGGUGGACUUAGACCGUUACACUAUGCUUGUUUUAUCAAUAACGUCAGUGCUGCAAGGCUUCUGCUCAACAGAGGUGCUAAGCCUGAUGGAGAAGUCACAGGUGGACUUAGACCGUUACACUAUGCGUGUUUUAUCAAUAACGUCAGUGCUGCAAGGCUUCUGCUCAACAGAGGUGCUAAGUAUACUGAUGUCGUACAACAGUACGAAGAGGCAGUUAUGGACAAAAAUGGCAAGUAUCCAAGCCGUGAAAAUAUUGAUGAACCGCUUCGUUUGGCUAUCAAGAAUGGACAUUAUGAAUGCGCCAGGCUUCUCUUAGAGAAUGGUGCCAGUGCAAAUGCCAUCUACUUCGAUGGCCCAGAAAUCACCGUUGUUAGCCCUUUGGACACAAAUUUUAUCGAGCUACUGAAUGGACAUUAUGAAUGCGCCAGGCUUCUCUUAGAGAAUGGUGCCAGCGCAAAUGCCAUUUACUUCGAUGGCCCAGAAAUCACCGUUGUUAGCCCUUUGGACACAAAUUUUAUCGAGCUACUGCUCGAGUAUGGUGCUGAUCCAAAUGUGUACGAUCGGAAAGGUCUAACACCAAUCAUGAAAGCUUGUCGAUUGAAGGAGAACGGUAUCGAAGCAAUCAGGAUUUUACAUAAAUAUGGUGGAAACGUUAAUGCACAAGCUGAAGCACGACAAGAUUUCCGUACUCCGAUGCAUUAUGCGCUGCUCAGUGGUAGUGCGGAAUUGGUGAAAUUCCUAAUUAGUCUUGGAGCAAAAGUUACUAUGCCAAAGGGUUAUGAAAAACCGUCUAUAAUCGACAUUGCUGUUCUUAAGGACGAUCCAGAACUGCUUAAGAUUAUCAUUGAUGCUGGAGCUGAUAUUAACGCUGUUCACACCUACAUCGGAUCAGCAUUGCAUCUUGCUGCUUGUUCGGUUCUCCAAAAUCAGUACGAUAUUCUUCGCCUCCUUCUGGAGGCUGGUGCUGAUCCAAACAUGCAGCAUCGAUUCCCGGAUGGGUCACAGUUGAAGAGCCCGUUUGUGGAGUAUUUCCGCUCAAGGGAUACGGUUGAUCCUCGUGUUGUUCAUCUUCUGCUUGCAUACGGUGGUAAAGUUGUGAUGCGUAGUCCAGCUGUUGAUAUGAGGGGCCAAUUGAGAAAUGUUUUACGUUUGGCAGCAACUAGAGAACAACCACAGGUUCUUUUAUCAAUGCUUGAUCUUGGAGAGGAGUUCGAUGUUCGUGCAAUUGAUAGGCUUCCCCUGCCCGUAGCAUUAAAGGGAGAGAUCCUAGAGCGAGCCAAAAAUCCUGCCACCCUCCAACAAAUCUGCCGCUUAACUUUGCGCUCAAAGAUCACUCCAUUUCGACCGGAUGUUAUUUCUCGUCUUCCCAUCCCUGCUCACAUGAAGGACUAUGUCCUUGGCAAAUCCCACUAG
Molecule: messenger RNA, 1554 nt
Organism: Strongylus vulgaris
Lineage: Eukaryota; Metazoa; Nematoda; Chromadorea; Rhabditida; Strongylidae
Source: the annotation of a GenBank genome assembly